Molecule: messenger RNA, 7554 nt
Organism: Megalobrama amblycephala (Wuchang bream)
Lineage: Eukaryota; Metazoa; Chordata; Actinopteri; Cypriniformes; Xenocyprididae
Product: protocadherin-15-like
Exons: 38
Coding region: 615-6737 (2040 amino acids)
Biological process (GO): homophilic cell-cell adhesion; sensory perception of sound; inner ear development
Cellular component (GO): cell-cell junction; stereocilium; plasma membrane
Molecular function (GO): cadherin binding; calcium ion binding
Source: RefSeq, a predicted model, not a curated record
UAUUACAGACUUAAUACGAACACAGUUUAAGAGCUCCAAUUUUCUCAGGAGAGCAAUCUGAUAAGCACGAAGACUGUGAUUGUUCUCCGUGUAAUCCCAUUGGUAGAAACAUUUGAGAUCUUAAAGAGAUAUAAUUUGUGUUUUUUCCUCUCAUGUGGGUGGCCAUGCGCUCUUCACACUCUAAUAAGAUUACUCCCACGCCACGGCAGGUGCAUAUUCACCAAUUUGAGCUCUCAAAAUAGAUGGCUGCCAUUAAGGCGGAUGAGACCUCAGAGGCUAGAUCGCAUUGCCACCCAACUUCGUGAUAUUUUCUCUGUGUGGGAAUCCUCGCUUUCCUCGGGAGUGAAUUAAAGACAGAGGGCAGCAGAGCUCCUAAAGCCGACUGCUCGAGAUGUGUUCGGCACUGAGGAGUUUCUGAUACUCUCCAGCCGUCUGAGGAGGAUUUGCAUGGCUUUACAACUCACGCGGUAAGACUUUCUGCGCUUCUUCAAUCGCUGCGCAGUAGCGCGUCAAGGAAAGUUAGCGACACUUCGCGCGCAAAGCGACUCGAUUUUUGGAUUGUUAUUCCGAUGGUUGACAAGUCGUUGGAUGAGGAGGUGAGCAUGCUGUAAUACAUGAAGAUGCGCCAGAGGUCGUGGCUCUUUAAGUGGUUGGGAAUAGGCAUUGGCGUUCUUCUGCUCACUGCUGCUAGCUAUUCUCAAGAUUCAGAAGACUGGCAGUAUGAGGAGUGCAAGCUCUCCAGAACAGGCCCGCCUGCCACCAUUGUAGCCAUAGAUGAGGAGAGCCCUAAUGGAACCCUUCUGGUGGAGAACAUGCAGAUAAACGGUAGAGCAGAAGACCCUGACAGGACCAUCUCUUUAUCUCUACGGGACAACCAUGACUACUGGGUCAUUCUGGAUCCCAUCAAGCAACGCCUGUAUCUGAACAGCACCGGACGAGUUCUGGACCGUGAUCCUCCCUCCUACAUUCAGUCCAUUGUAGUGCAGGUUCAAUGUACUAAUGAGCUUGUUGGCACGGUGAUCCUACACGAAGUGCGGAUAGUCAUACGGGAUCGAAACGACAACACCCCACGCUUUCAGCAGCCACGCUACUAUGUAGCGAUUAAUGAGUUAACUCCUGUCGGAACCACCAUCUUCUCAGGUUUUACAGGGAACAACGGGGCUGUUGACAUUGAUGAUGGUCCUAACGGACAAAUCGAAUACACCAUUCGGUACAACCCUAAAGAUCCGACCACAAACAAGACAUUCGACAUCCCUCUCACCCUGUCAGGAUCGGUGGUUUUGAGAGAGAGGCUGAAUUAUGAAGAGAUCACACGCUAUCUGGUCAUCAUUCAGGCCAACGACCGAGCUCCAAACCCAAAGGACCGGCUCACCGCCACCACCACACUUACGGUGGAUGUGUUGGACGGAGAUGACCUGGGCCCCAUAUUUCUACCUUGCAGCCUGGUAGACAACACCCGUGACUGCAAACCUCUUACCUACCGUGCCAGCAUCCUGGAGCUCACAGAUCCGAGCCGAGUAAACCCUGUCAAUGUGACUCCUCCCAUUCAAGCUGUGGAUCAAGACAGAAACAUCCAGCCACCGUCAGAUCGCCCGGGAAUCCUGUACUCCAUUCUCAUUGGGAAACCUGCGCCAUAUGCAGAGUAUUUCUCGUUGAAUCGGACUACAGCUGAGCUUCAGCUCCUGAAACCCAUCAGCAGAGAACAGUACCAGCAUUUCGACUUGGUAAUCAAGGCAGAGCAGGAUAACGGACACCCUCUCCCAGCGUUCGCUAAUCUCCACAUUGAGGUCCUUGAUGAGAACAAUCAGGCGCCGUACUUCCAGGUGGCCACUUAUCAUGGAUUCAUCUCAGAGUCUGCUCCGCUGGGCACAACUAUCUCGAGCAGUGCCAAUCUCUCCACCCCCCUCGCCAUUAUCGCCCUGGAUAACGACAUCGAGGAGAUGAAAGAUCCCAUGGUGCACAUCUCUCUGGACAACUACAACAGCAUCUUUGCAGUGACGCCCAGUGGGAUAGCACGCUAUCUGACACUGCUGAGGCCUGUGGACCAUGAAGAACAGCCGAGUUAUGCCUUCACGAUGAUUGCCUCAGAUGGAGUUCAGGAGAGCUCUCCAGUCACUGUUAAUAUCACCGUGAUUGAUGCCAAUGACAACACACCCACCUUCCCCAACGUCUCCUACAGUGUGAAUGUUUACACAGACAUGCAACCCGGGGACACAGUCCUACAGCUGACAGCAGUGGAUGCUGAUGAAGGUCCCAACGGGUUGGUGAGCUACAAAAUCUUGGCUGGGGAUCAAGGACACUUCACCAUCAAUGACUGUACAGGAGUGAUCACCGUGACGCCCGGUGUCAACCUGACCGUGGGCCGCUCCUAUGCCCUCACCGUUAGGGCCUCAGACAACGGACCUUCAUCCCAGAGAAGAAGUUCCAUCACUACAGUGUAUAUCGAAGUGCUGCCCCCCAACAACCAGAGCCCUCCCCGUUUCCCUCAGCUCAUAUACAGCCUGGAGAUCAAUGAGGCCAUGAGGACUGGAGCCACGCUGCUCAACAUACAGGCAGCCGACCGUGAAAGAGAUCCCAUUACAUAUACCGUCCUGAGAGGAGAUCCAAACAACGUCUUUGAAGUCUCCCAGACGUCUGGGCUGUUGUUGCUGGCGAAGAAUCUGGACAGAGAAAUCACGGAUCACUACACGCUAACGGUCACAGCCUCCGAUGGCAAACCAGAUGGGACCUCGACUGCUACAGUGAAUAUAGUGGUGACUGAUGUCAAUGAUAAUGACCCUGAGUUCGAUCCUCUGCUGCCCCUUAAUCUCACAGUUCAAGAGGAAGAGGCAAAUGCUUUUGUGGGUCAAGUAAAGGCCACUGAUCUGGACCUGGGCAUUAACGGGCAGGUCCGUUACCGACUGGUCAGUCACACAGAUCUCUUCAGGAUCAGCACUGAUGGCAGCAUCUUCACAGCUGUUCCUCUGGAUCGUGAGGAGAGGGCUCAGUAUGAUUUGGUUGUGCAGGCUUCGGAUGGGGCCAAGGACCCUCGCCGAACCACCAUUACACUCUCCAUCAAAGUGCUGGACGUGGAUGACAACAGCCCAGUCUUCUCGCAGCCUGCCUAUCACGUCACACUGCCAGAAAACAGCCCAGUGGGCAUGGUCAUCCUCAAUAUCAGUGCACUGGACCCCGAUCUGGAUGCGAACGUCACAUACCGUAUCAGGACCGAGGAGGCCAGAGAGCUGUUUUCAGUGAACCCCCUCACUGGAGAGCUGAUGGUGCUUCGCUCACUUGAUUUUGAGAAACUCUUACCUAAUGGGACGACACGCACCUUCAUAGUGGAGGCUGUGGAUGGCGGAAGUGGCAAAAUGCCCCCGGGGUUGGCUUCUGUUACCGUCACUGUAUUGGACAUGAACGACUUCCCACCAGUGUUCAGCCAAAUGCUGUAUCGGGGGGUCGUGGCACCCAACGCAAUCAAGGGGACCGUAGUGACCACUGUGCUUGCUGAGGACCUGGACCCACCGGGUACAGCGGCUAGUCGAGUUCACUAUAAAGUGGAUUUGGAGCAGUUUCCUUACAGCACUAGUAUCUUCGACGUGGAGGAGAACUCAGGCCGUGUUCUCACCAGGGUCAAUCUGAAUGAGGAGCCCAACACUAAAUUCAGUUUGGCGAUUAUUGCCUAUGAUGACGGGGAGCCGAUGAAGUUCAAUAAGACUCUGGUGGAGAUCACUGUCCUGCAGCCAUCCAUUAUUCCUGUGUUCACGCAGGAGGAGUACAGGUUCUCUCCGAUCAGCGAGAAUGCCCCCGUGGGAACGGUCACAGGAGUCAUCUUGGCGGCUGCCAUAAACCAGACCAUCGUCUACUCCAUCAUCGAAGGAAAUGAAGGCGGUGAAUUCGUCAUGAACAACAUCACUGGAGUUAUCAGCACUGCCAAGCCACUGGACUACGAGAGCAACAGCAGUUACGUCCUCCGCGUGGAAGCCGACUCCAUGAGGGUGGUGUCGUCCAACCUACGAGCCCCAUCCAAAAGCAACACAGCAAAGGUCUUCAUUGAUGUGCAAGAUGAGAACGACCAUCCUCCGGAGUUCACUAAGCCCUUUUACCUCGGUGGGGUUGCAGAGGAUGCCAAGACCUUCACCUCUGUUUUACAGGUCCAGGCUCUGGAUAAGGACACAGGGAAUUUCAGCGCCAUGCUGUAUAGGCUGAUUAUCCCCCCUACUACUGACGGCAAAGACGGCUUUGUUAUUGAGCCCUUCACAGGCGUAAUUAAGACAGCCAUCAUGUACAGGAACAUGCGGCGCUCCUACUUUAAAUUUGAUGUGGUUGCUACAGACGACUACGGGAAGGGACUCAGCAGCAGCGCUCAAGUGGUGGUGUCAGUGGUUAACCAGCUGGACAUGCAGGUGGUUGUAUCCAACGUGCCGCCCACUGUAGUUGAACAGAACAAGGAUCAGCUGAUUGGGAUUUUAGAGCGCUACGUCCAGGACCAGAUCCCAGGAGCUAAAGUAGUUGUAGAGUCAAUCGGGCCCCGGCGUUUUGGCGAGGGUUAUGAACAGGAGGACUACUCCAAAUCUGACCUGAUGGUUUAUGCAAUCGACCCUCUGACCAACAGAGCUCUCUCAAGACAGGAGCUCUUCAAGUUUUUAGAUGGGAAGUUAUUGGACAUCAAUAAGGAGUUUCAGCCCUACCUAGGUCGCGGAGGACGCAUUCUGGAGAUCCGCACACCGGAUGUGGUGGAGAGCGUGAAGAAGGCGGUUCAGUCUGUUGGAUACACCGAAGGAGCCCUGCUGGCCCUGGCCGUCAUCAUCAUCAUGUGCUGUAUCCCAGCCAUUCUUAUCGUCAUCAUCACCUACCGACAAUUCAAAGAACGGCAGGCAGAAUGUGCAAAAACAGCCAGGAUCCAAAUGGCGCUUCCCACCGGCAAAUCCGGAGGUGCUGCCACCAACAAUCUGUAUGAAGAGCUCGGCGACAGCACCAUGAGAGGCUACGGGCAUCAAGAGCAACAGCAGUUGCUUCGGCCCUCUCUGUUGAGACCAGAGGAACUCUCUAUGGAGUCUGGCAUUGACCCAGGACAAGACUAUUAUACACAGGAUUACUAUAACUAUGACCAUGGCUAUGACUUGCCUCAGUAUGGAAGUCGACGGAAGCUGAUCUCUCCUACAGGGAUGUAUGAUGAAUAUGGAGAGGUAAUUAUGGAAGAUGACGGCAGCUACUACUACAGCCCACACGAAUCUGAGGGAGAGGUUGUGAGGCAAGGCAGAAGGCUAGCUCCACCGCCAGGCAAGUCUUCACCACGGAGGGCCCCUAGACUAGCUUUUGGAGAUCAGCCUCCAAGGCUUGAGAAACACCUGCCUGGACCAGCUCAGGGCAUCACACAUCCUUACAGCUCAAAGGCUGAAGCUACACUAAAAGCACCCAUGCAACUCAGCCAAUUUUUUGACAAAAGGUCCGGCCCAGCUCCAGCUCCAUUCCACCUUCCGUGGAAGAACAACAAAAUAUUUCCGAUUGUAGUUCCUGAGGAGAAAGCAGGAAGUACUGAUGACCCCAAACCAAACAGGAUGCAGCAUUCAAACAGUGUGGACAAUGGCAUGGUCAUUGAUGGCAGCUAUUUCCAAACUAAAGAAGCAAUGCCUUCUGCAAAGACAAGACUUGGCAAAGUUUUGAGUCAGAUGAACAUCUUUAAAACAUUGCAGACUCAAAAGAACACUCUGAGCAGCAUUAGUGGGACUGUAGAUCAUGGGAGUAAUGGGAACGCCUCAAUCUCUUGGGUACUCAACGAGUCAGAGAGGGAAUCACAGAGGAUCCCUAGUGAUAUUGUGGAAAGUGAGCAAGAAAGAGGCAGAAACAGGGAAGACAUCAUUCAGCAGUCAUACACUGGAAGUGCCAUGUCAUUCACACCUCAUCAUCCAUACAGACUCCAGGAAGGAGCACAUAUGAGUAGUUUAGACUCCGAUGAUGAUCAAGACCAGAGUCCUUUUGAUUCAGACAGGGAGAGCCAAAUAAAAACUCCGCUAGAUGACACUGAAAUAGAGUCAAGGACUGAAUCAGACUCAGAUCAAGACACAGAGAUUGAGACAGAACAAGAGUCAGACACAGAGAGAACAUCUGAGACGGAAAAUGAUUCUGAAUCCGGACAAGAGGCUGCAAAGGAGUCAAGCUCUGAGGAAGGUAGCAACGGAAAAGAGAGUGUCAAAUCAGAGGAAAGAGGAACGGUGUCAUCUGUCAGGUCUUCCCAGUCCAGACACAGCAGUACAACCUCUGAAAGCAUCAAUUUAAAAGCUGGUUUUCCCAGCAGUGGUACCCAGAGAUCAGCAACCUACAGGCAACAGAGCAGCAGAUCAUCUCGAGAACCUGCGACUACUUUCAUCCACACCAAACCAUUAGAAGAGACCAUCCUGAAGGAGGAUGAAGAUAAUGAAGAAGGCAAAGGGCAGUUGAAAGAAGGUGACUCUGAGAGCCAAAAUAAGGAUCCAAAGUCCUCUAUGUCUAAAAGCAGCCAUUCUCCGGAAAGUAGAAGAGAUUCGAGCUUCCACAGCAUGAGCAGCUUCUCAAUGACUAGCAGUAGUGUAGCAAGGGCUUUAGAGAUCGACAAACUUUCUCCAAUAGAUGAGAACGAAGAAGGUGAAAUGACUCCAGAGAGAGUUGGCAGCCCUGGUGAUAGUUCAGUCUCUUCGGAUGGAGCAAGAAUCCUUAAAGUAGAUGGGGAGGAUGAGGAUUCUAAUUCAGAUGCAGCUGAGACUGUCGGUGCCUCCUGAAUUAUAUUCUGAUAUGUUCAGUAAGACUAGCCAUUGCCUUUAUUUCUUGUGUUGAACUUUUUAUUGGCCUUUUGAAUGCCCUCAUCUGAUUGGAGUUGUUCUUCUUGUCUUUCUCUCGCUGAGCACAACUUGGCAUUUCUCCUUAACCUUUGCUGAAUAACAUGCAUGCUCUUUCCUUUGUAGUCUUACCUUUACAGGUCACCCUUCAAAAGUUUAAGUCAGCAAUUAAUGUUCAGAUCAAAAUUAGGUUGGUUUUCGUUGUUGAAAUAACCUGUAAUCCAAUGCCAGUUGGUUAUUGAGCACAUUACUUUUAAUGAGCUCAUGAAAGGACAUGAAGUGUUGUGUGUGUGUGUGUGUGUGUGUGUUUGGUUGUUUUGCUUUUUAAUGCAGUGGUGGUCUGGGAGGGAAUUUUCUGGGGAAGCUGAUGUGUAAAUUUUUAAAAAUCGUCUUAAUAAUUAACAACAUAAUGAUUUUCCAGAUCACCAGCCCAAAGUUUGUCAUAUGAAACAAAAUGGAACAUAUUACACAGUGCCACCUACAAACAUGUAUGAAUGAAUGGACAGCCCUAUUCAUCAGACAAAUGGCAAUGAGUAUAUCACACAUGAAAGAAAAAACUUUUUUACACUUUUAUCCAUAUUAUAUGCACGUUAGUGGUAAAUCAGUAACAACAACAGUUAAUAUUACAGCUUUAGUUGUGCGUUUUUGAAAAGGCUCUGCCUCCCUUGCCUCCUCGGACAGACCACCACUGUUGUGUGCUGUGUAAAAUAAAAUAAAAAAACUUGUAAUUGUGUAGUCAUCUGACACUCCUGUUUUCUUU